Magnolia sinica is the source of this 700-nucleotide messenger RNA. RefSeq lists its product as uncharacterized. The record is from RefSeq and is a predicted model, not a curated record. The transcript is spliced from 3 exons. NCBI's taxonomy places the organism in Eukaryota, Viridiplantae, Streptophyta, Magnoliopsida, Magnoliales, Magnoliaceae. The coding region runs from base 159 to 353 and encodes 64 amino acids.
GAAUUCUCUAGAGACGAAUGCGAUCGGCGUAGUAGACAUUGGGAGAGAGAGAGAGAGAGGAGGAGGAGAGAAGGCCUUCCAAAUUUCCCUUUUCUUUAUCUCCUUCUCUUCAAAUCUACAGCUUUUUGUUUUUCCUUCUCAACUUCGACCUUUCGAGAAUGACUCGCGGUAAUCAGAGAGAACGUGAUCGUGAAAGGGCGCAGGCCAGGAAGCAACAGGCCAAGGGCAAAGAUGAUGGCUUGACCCCUGAGCAACGCCGAGAAAGGGAUGCAAAGGCACUUCAAGAGAAGGCGGCGAAGAAAGCAGGACAAUCUACUUCUAGUGGCGGUGAUGCAAGUAAAGGCACCAAGUAGCAGAAUGUCAUCUUGUUAAUUGAAUGAUGGAGGUAGAGCUUUUAGGGUUUUAUUUUCUCGUUGUUGUAUGUGGUGGGAGUGUCAAGGAUUAUGGUCUGUCUAUGUUGAUGAUCUCUUCAAUUUCGGACAUAAUUUAUAUUUCUCUGUCGUACAACUUGGUUGGCUGUCUAUGGCUUCUUAAUCUGUCCCUUUCUUGAAUUCCAUUGAUUGAGCCAGACCUUGCCAUCUGUUUCUGCGAACUUCUUAUGGUUCUGGUUUGCUUUUGUGGGAUCUGAAUCCAAAAUAUUGGUUACGGUUUACCUGUGCUUUACCUUCUAUGUAGUUGUUUUCUACCCGUUUGUAUUGAA